Messenger RNA from Esox lucius (northern pike), 4648 nucleotides. It is a transcript of the gene dnm1b, whose product is annotated as dynamin 1b. Gene Ontology annotation, cellular component: cytoplasm; membrane; microtubule. Gene Ontology annotation, molecular function: microtubule binding; GTPase activity; GTP binding. Bases 372 to 2924 code for a protein of 850 amino acids. The record is from RefSeq and is a predicted model, not a curated record. Lineage: Eukaryota; Metazoa; Chordata; Actinopteri; Esociformes; Esocidae. The transcript is spliced from 22 exons.
GCGUCAUAUGACGUAGGCAGAGACAAACAAUAGGUUGUGCUCCCGCUCCGCUUCUCACAAUACAGAGAGCGAGAUAUAGAGAAAGUUUUAGAGAAGUCAAGUCAUAAUGGUAGAUGAUUGUGUUUGUGCUGGUUGCACAAAUUCCAACCUGUCUGGAAAUCGUGUACACCAUUUUCCUUCUAGGAAAAGCAAGGGCAUUCAUUUAUGGGUGCGUUUUGUGCAGGUGAAGAGAGCAGACUUCACUGCCGUGUCUGUCACCACACACUCGGUCGUUUGUGGUGCUCAUUUCACUCCGGAGAGUUAUAGACCGGGAGAUUUGUUGGAGUCUCGGAUGGGAUUUCGGAGUAAGGGCCAUGUGAGGCUGAUUACCGAUGCUGUUCCCUCGGUGCACUCGAUGGAAUCAAGUCCACCACCAUCAAAGCUUUCACCUGAACCUGGCGCGGGCAGGACUGGAGGACCAAGUGCUAGCACUUGCAGAAAUUCCAUGCACCGAAAAAGAGCUCUUUUCAAAGGACUUCCUGCCCCGUGGCUCUGGCAUUGUAACUCGCCGUCCCCUGGUACUGCAGCUGAUCAACGCUCCCACAGAGUAUGCAGAGUUCCUUCACUGUAAGGGAAAAAAGUUCACAGACUUUGAUGAGGUGCGGGCAGAGAUCGAGGCAGAGACAGAUCGAAUCACUGGGCAGAACAAAGGAAUCUCCCCAGUCCCCAUCAACUUACGUGUCUACUCUCCCCAUGUCCUGAACCUAACUCUGGUUGACCUGCCCGGGAUGACCAAGGUACCGGUGGGGGACCAGCCAGCCGACAUCGAGGCCCAGAUCAGGGACAUGCUGAUGCAGUUUGUCACCAAGGACAACUGCCUUUUGCUGGCUGUCUCCCCUGCUAAUUCUGACCUGGCAAAUUCAGAUGCCUUGAAGAUUGCCAAAGAAGUGGAUCCCCAAGGUCAGCGUACCAUUGGUGUGAUCACUAAGCUGGAUCUAAUGGACGAGGGUACUGACGCUCGAGACAUCCUGGAGAACAAGCUGCUUCCCCUGCGUCGAGGGUACAUUGGGGUAGUGAAUCGCAGCCAGAAGGAUAUUGAUGGGAAGAAGGAUAUCACAGCUGCUAUGAAUGCAGAGAGAAAGUUCUUCCUCACUCACCCCGCUUACCGGCACCUGGCUGACCGCAUGGGCACACCCUACCUACAGAAAGUCCUGAACCAGCAACUAACCAAUCACAUCCGAGACACGUUGCCAGCACUACGUGCCAAACUGCAGAGCCAGCUGCUGUCCAUUGAGAAGGAGGUGGACGAAUACAAGAACUUCCGCCCAGAUGACCCGUCUCGCAAGACCAAGGCCCUGUUGCAAAUGGUUCAGCAGUUCUCUGUGGACUUUGAGAAACGUAUUGAAGGCUCUGGGGACCAAGUAGACACAGUGGAAUUGUCAGGAGGAGCCAAAAUCAACCGCAUUUUCCACGAGCGCUUCCCCUUUGAGCUCGUCAAGAUGGAGUUUGACGAAAAAACACUUCGCAAAGAAAUCAGUUACGCCAUCAAGAACAUUCACGGCAUCAGGACUGGACUGUUCACCCCAGACAUGGCUUUUGAGACCAUUGUAAAGAGGCAAAUAGCUAAGAUCAAGGAGCCUUGUCAAAAGUGUGUGGACAUGGUUAUCUCUGAGCUUGUCAACACUGUCAGGCAGUGCACCAAGAAGUUGGCUCAGUACCCGUUGCUGCGGGAGGAGUUGGAGAGGAUUGUAACCCAGCACAUCCGCAACCGUGAGAGCCUCACAAAGGACCAGGUGAUGCUGUUGAUUGAUAUUGAGUUAGCCUACAUGAACACCAACCAUGAGGACUUCAUUGGGUUUGCCAAUGCCCAACAAAGGACCAGCAGUCAGAUUAGCAAGAAGAAGGCUGUUGGGCCUGCCCAGGAUGAGAUAUCAGUUAUCAGGAAAGGCUGGCUGACCAUCAACAACAUUGGUAUCAUGAAAGGAGGGGCCAAGGAGUACUGGUUCGUCCUCACCGCUGAGACCCUGUCCUGGUACAAGGAUGAUGAAGAGAAAGAGAAGAAGUACAUGCUGCCGGUGGACAACCUGAAGCUCAGGGACAUCGAGAAGAGCUUCAUGUCCAGCAAGCACAUCUUCGCUCUGUUUAACACAGAGCAGAGAAAUGUGUACAAGGACUACCGUCAGUUGGAGCUGGCUUCUGACACUCAGGAGGAAGUAGACAGUUGGAAAGCUUCAUUCCUACGCGCUGGAGUGUAUCCCGAGCGCAUUGUGGAUAAAGAGAAGCCUGAAUCUAUGGAGGAGAGCAGCUCCGAUAAUUUCAUGCACACCAUGGACCCUCAGCUGGAAAGGCAGGUGGAGACCAUCCGCAACCUGGUGGACUCCUACAUGGCUAUCAUUAACAAGACUGUGCGAGACCUUAUGCCCAAGACCAUCAUGCACCUGAUGAUCAACAACACGAAAGAUUUCAUCCACGCUGAGCUCCUGGCUAGCCUGUACCACUGCGGGGACCAGAACACUCUGAUGGAGGAGUCUGCUGAGCAGGCCCAGCACCGCGAGGAGAUGCUUAGGAUGUACCACGCCCUGAAGGAGGCACUGCACAUUAUCGGUGACAUUAGCACCACGACGGUGACCACAGCCAUGCCACCACCCGUCGACGACUCCUGGCUGAAGCCGGGUGGUAACACCACAGGGGGCAGGUCUCCCAUAUCCAGCCCCACUCCACAGCGGCGUGCCCCACCAGGCCCCCCUGGCAGCCGACCUGGGGCCCGUGCCGCACCUGCUUCCUUCGGGGGUCCUCCCAUCCCCUCCCGUCCUGGGGCGUCUACAGACCCCUCCGCUCCCAAUGUCCCUUCUCGACCCAACCGCGGCCCUCCAGGUGUACCCAGCCGCCCAAACAAGGGCAGUCCGGCUCAUGGUGAGAGUCCACAGUCUUCGAUUGAUGGUUAAACACCCUGUUAUACACAUUCAGACGCACACCCUCACACACCCUAUUUUCACUCCCAAUCACAUAAACACACACAAACACAAACACACACACACCCCUUUCUCCUGCUGGCUUACCUGUGGAAGAAAUUGAUGCUGGAAUCCUGCACCACAAAGAAAUAAUUGAGGUCCUUUUGGAGACAGUACACAUCAAGGACCAGUGACCUGCAUCCAAAAUACAGUGCGGAAGUUGGUUUGACUAGGGUCAGGUUGCCCAUAUGUGCUGAUCUUGGGUCAGUUUCAAAUUUUCUCCACUAGUGUCAACCACUCAGAAUUGAGGUAACCUGGUGCAGCAGAAAAGCCUUAGUGAAAUACCACCACACAGUUUUCAAGUGAAAAGAGGAGUUAUAAAUAAUAAUGAAACUUGAAGUCACCGGUUUCUUCUGGCAACUCCGUGGAGGGUUGAAUUGGGGGAAACUGAUUCUAGAUCUGAAUGUAAGGGUAAAACUUUGCCCAAAGGAGGUAUGGUCAAAUGGUUUUCUUGAGGUUACACUCUAUUUAUCCACUUCAUCUAUGGAUCCCUGGCUGCCAUCUGUCUCUUUUACAAUUACUGCAGUGUUAAGUGUUCUGAUGAUGCUGUGUUGUAUUGCAAUACAUGUGUUAACACAAAUGAUGGGUAUGCUAAUGAUCUAUGUAUGUGUGAAUAUUUAUUCUCACCAGUGCACAAAGGCAAUGUUACUUCCUAUUGUAUAUGAGAGUCAAUCUGCUGAAAAUGGGAAUUAUAGAAUUAUGGAUGGCUUCCAACUUGGACUAAGUCCAGUUGAUGUGGUGUAACUCAAAACAGCUUAGUGUGUCAGAAAAUGUUUCCUUAAGGCCAACAAUGAGUUUAUUAAAUGUUUAGAUAUAUUCUUUUUACAAAGCAGAACUGGUUUACAAAGGGGUGGCAGUAAAUACGAGAAUGUUUACUGUGCAUUUGUUUACACACUAUACAUAUUCCGUCCUUAAUAUAUUUGCUGUCAACGGAUACAUAGUAAAUGUCCAAAUUGUAUGAAGAAAGCUUGAACUAUCAUGGACAUUAUCAUAAAUAUUUGUAUGUAUUGUUGUGGUUCAUCUCUGGGAAUUGUGCUUCCACUUUGUAGACUUUAGUCAAUUUAGAGGUAUUUUGCCAAAAUAAAGGAAACACUUGAAUACAUAAGGGACACAAUGUAGACUAUAUUGUAAUAGUGUGGAAUACAUUGCUACACUGCCACCUAGUAGUUUGGAGCUUUGAGCCAGGAACAGAAUGGUUGUCUAAUUGAUUCCCAGAACCAACAAGAUGAUUCUGAGGUAAAGCGGUGCCUGAGAUUGCCUUAUCCAUCACCAUAAACAAAACAUACGUUUUCUUUUGAACAAUGGCAUUACAUAUCUUGAAUAGAGUUGACAAGAUGCAUUGAAACUUUUCUGAUGGCUUGUAGCGACCCAACAGUCUAUGUAUUAAAACAGUCUAUGUAUUAAAACAGUCUAUGUAGGUGUUUCCUUUAUUCAGGAAUCAGUAUAUGAAUAAAUUAAAUAUUACGUAUUAAUGUGAAUUAAGUAAAUGUGAAAAGUGAGUAUAUGGUAUUUAUAUAUUCCAAAACAAGGUGUGGGUGGACACUCUUGCUCUGUUCACCAAUAUGGUACAGGGAAAAUAUAUGUCCUCCUUCACACUAUAACAUGUAUCAUUGCUGGUUGUUCAAGAAAUAAAAGCAGGGCAUUGCUUUGAAAUUAAA